AAUUUAGAGAUGUAAACAAGUCUGGAUAUGCAAAGGCGUUACUUUACAAAUCUCCCCCCAAAAUGUUGACCGUUUUGUUCCUCUGCCGGAAUUGCCAGGAACUUUCCACCGUGGACACGAUAUUUCGCUGUGCUGAUCACUGUGUGGCGCUAGUGGGGCUGUUGUGUACAAAGUGUCACUCUGUGAUUGGUCGCGAAUUCCGGCACACGUUCUUCAAGAGUGUUUAGAUUUUUCUAUCGGUUUUCCCAUCUGAUUUUCUUAUCAAAUUGCCACCAAAGAGCUUCCAAUUUGUUGACGUGGUGUUUGAUUUACUCACUGAGAGACAAUUUUCAGUUCGGCAAGUGGCGUGCGAAGUGAACAUCAAAUUGAAGGAGACAAACAUUGUGGCUGCACAAUUGACGCAUAUUUUCUGAGAAAGACAGGGAUUUUUCCUGCAGAAUCUAGAAAAGUUCUGAGAAUUCACUUCUCUCAGUAUCAUAUCUUGUGAUCCAGACAGCUGUUGGAGGAGCAUUCGUCUGCCAAAUGUUCAGGAAGCUAGGUUAUGUCAUUCUCCUGACCAUCACUGCUGCGCUCGUCGCUCCGCUGGACGCCCAAGUGGCCCCGCCUGUGCCAUCUGCCGGGGACUCCAAGAGUGGCAAGAAUGUGAAGCUGCCGCCGUGCAAGUCGUGCCGCGUGCUGGUGGACUCCUUCCAGGCCGGCGUCCGGAAGACGGAGCGCGGCAAGCACGGCGGCGGCGACGCAGCGUGGGAGGAGGAGCGCCUGGGCAGCUACAAGACUAGCGAGCUGCGCCUCGUGGAGAUCCAAGAAGGCCUGUGCCACGAUCUGACCAGAGGCACGGCACAGUGCCACGAUCUGGCCGAGGAGAACGAGCAGGUCAUCGAGGAUUGGUGGUUCAAGCACCAGAAUGAGGAGCCGGAUCUCUUCAAAUACUUCUGCAUAGACAAGCUCGCCGUGUGCUGUCCUGACCUGCACUUCGGCGCUAACUGCGAUCCGUGCAGCGACUGCCACGGCAAUGGUCAAUGCAAGGGAAAUGGCACGCGCAAAGGCAACGGCAAGUGCCUCUGCGACACUGGCUACGCCGGCGAGGGAUGCACGGAUUGUGCUCUGCACUUCUACGAGGCGUUCCGCGAUGACACGAAGCUGCUGUGCACACCGUGUCACGCCGCGUGUGCCAACGGCACCGGCUGCAAAGGCCCGGGGCCGCGCAGCUGCAACGCAUGCAGCAAGGGCUGGGCGGCGGCGUCCGGCGAGGGCAGCGGCUGCUUGGACGUCAAUGAGUGCCUGGAAGUGAGGAACGCUUGCCAGAAGAAUCAGUUCUGUGUCAACAACGAGGGCUCGUUCUUGUGCCUGGAGUGCGACAGAUCGUGCAACGGAUGCUCAGGCGAUGGACCAGAUCUCUGCACCGCGUGCGCCGAUGGAUUCGAGCUCAGGGACGGAUUGUGCACUGACACUGCCGGUGAGAAGCGCGAGCAAUACGUGACAAUGACGCGGUAUUUGACGUAUCUCGGGCUGUGCAUAGCGACUUGCGUGAUCUUCCAGAGCUCCACCUGGAUCGCCUCUCUCGUGGGACUCGCGGUGGCGCUGUACAUCUCCGUGUCUGAGUAUUGGCUGGCCGGAUCGUCGGCAAAGGGCGGCAGUCCCACGAUUCCGGACCACCUGAUGAAUGAGUUGCGCGGCAAGUGA
Phlebotomus argentipes is the source of this 1683-nucleotide messenger RNA. RefSeq names its product cysteine-rich with EGF-like domain protein 2 (gene Creld). NCBI's taxonomy places the organism in Eukaryota, Metazoa, Arthropoda, Insecta, Diptera, Psychodidae. Gene Ontology annotation, molecular function: calcium ion binding. The transcript has 3 exons. The record is from RefSeq and is a predicted model, not a curated record. Bases 523 to 1683 code for a protein of 386 amino acids.